Cyprinodon tularosa is the source of this 1234-nucleotide messenger RNA. It is a transcript of the gene gm2a, whose product is annotated as GM2 ganglioside activator. The transcript has 4 exons. Lineage: Eukaryota; Metazoa; Chordata; Actinopteri; Cyprinodontiformes; Cyprinodontidae. Gene Ontology annotation, cellular component: cytoplasmic side of plasma membrane. Gene Ontology annotation, biological process: lipid transport; ganglioside catabolic process. The record is from RefSeq and is a predicted model, not a curated record. Gene Ontology annotation, molecular function: enzyme activator activity; lipid carrier activity. Bases 127 to 726 code for a protein of 199 amino acids.
AGUCUCCUUCGGUAACUGCAGCGCUAAACACGGAAGCGCUGCUUCAAGGACCGCGUUCCUCAGACCUUUCUGCCCGCGGUGCAGCUCGGUUUAACGGCUCGGAGUGUCGCCCAGACGGUGAACGGCAUGGCGGGCUCUCAGCUUUGGACUGCGGCCCUGACGACGGUUCUGGCCGCAUUGAUAUUUCAGGCAAACGGCGGCUCCUUCAGCCUGAGGAGAGUCAGACACGCAAAGGUUUUGGGUUUUGACUGGAAGAACUGCGGAAGUCCUGAAGCUCCGGCAGUACUAAAGACCCUGACCCUAUCUCCAGAUCCCAUCAAGAUCCCAGGGUCACUGACAGCUGCGGCAUCUGGAUCCACUUUGGUUGAACUCAUCGCCCCUCUCUCUCUGAAUGUGACUUUGGAGAAGGAGGUUGCAGGUUUCUGGGUGAAGGUCCCCUGCCUGGAGGAGCUGGGCAGUUGUCACUAUAAGGACGCCUGCGACCUCCUGAACCAGCUGAUUCCACCGGGACAGGACUGUCCUGAACCACUGCACACCUACGGCCUACCCUGCCGCUGUCCCUUCAAAGCUGGCUCGUACUCGCUGCCUCAGUCCGAGUUCUACCUGCCCUACAUGGACCUGCCUUACUGGCUCACCAACGGGAACUACAGGGUCCAGGGCAACCUGGGUGGUGGGGGAAAAGGGCUGGCUUGCCUAAAACUGUCCCUGUCCAUUCACUCCGACUGAGGAUGCAUCCCAGAACAACUUCAGUUUUAUAGUGUUUUCAACGUUUGAUCUAUGUUUGAUUCACAUUUCAGCACCUCAGUUUCUCCACACCAGGAGAAUCAGACACGGAAAGGUAGAUCAGGUACUAAUAAUGCUUUUCAUUUUAACAUGUUCAUGAGUUUUAACACUGGAAUCUCUUUAUACAUGCUGACUGUUUUCUUUUCUUUUGUCUACUAAAAAGCAGCCCCAGAAAACUGACUUAAAAAAAAAAAGUAAUGAAAUGGUUGAAUAUUCUGCUGAAAAUCUUUCAAUAUGCGGAUCGUAUGUUUAUGUUUUAUGGUUUUAUAAAUGGAAAGAAAUUGGAAAUUGGAGGGAAAAAAACAUGCUUUUUCUCGUGAGAGUUUUCUUCUACUUUUGAUUUUGUCUUUUGUCAGAAGAUAUUUUUUCUAAAUCUAAAUUUAGUACAAAUAUGUUGUUUUUUCUAUUUGGGAUCACAAGCCUUUUCUAAUAAAUAAAGUGAACAGAUGUA